Messenger RNA from Suncus etruscus (white-toothed pygmy shrew), 4184 nucleotides. It is a transcript of the gene FAM184B, whose product is annotated as family with sequence similarity 184 member B. Bases 136 to 3132 code for a protein of 998 amino acids. Lineage: Eukaryota; Metazoa; Chordata; Mammalia; Eulipotyphla; Soricidae. The record is from RefSeq and is a predicted model, not a curated record. The transcript has 18 exons.
CCAGGCAGAGGGGGCCCACGCGGGACUGCAGUGGCACAGAGCGAGCGGCCGCGCGCGCACGCACGCACGGGCACCCCCGGAGACUCGGAGCCUCCUUCCCCGGAGUCCUAGUGUGGGGCGCUCUCCGAACCCACCAUGGCCUCGGCUGUCCCCAGCAGAAUCCCCGUUCCCGGGGGCGAUCCCGAGAUGCACGUGAAGAUGUGCAAGAAGAUCGCCCAGCUCACCAAGGUGAUCUAUGCCCUGAACACGCGCCAGGACGAGACUGAGGCCAGCCUGGAGGCGUUGAGGGAGGCCCAUGAGGAUGAGCUGCGCCAGGCGGUGGCCGAGGCCCAGGCCAGGGUCCAGAAGGGCAGGGGCCAGGGCCAGGAGGAGGAAGAAGAGGAGGAAGAGGAGGCCGCGGCCUUGCUGAGGCGCAUCCAGGCUCUGGAGAGCGCCCUGGAGUUGCAGAAGAGGCGCACGCAGGAGGCCCAGGCACAGAGCCAGGAGCGUGAGCACUCGGAGCGAGUCCUCACCCUGUCCCAGGAGAUGCUGGAGCUCAAAGCCGAGCCGGGCAGGCCUGCAGAGAUGCGGCAGGUGCUGCUGGAGGUGGAGAGGCUGCGGGCGGAGAACCAGCAGCUGAGCCAGGACUAUGCGCAGAAGGCCCAGGAGCUGCAGGCCACCUACGAGCGCGACAACGAGGCCAUCCGCAGGGCCAUGCAGCAGUCGGUGAGCCAGGCCCUGUGGCAGUGGCAGGAGAAGGAGACCGACCUGCGCAGGAACUUCCAGGUGCAGGAGUCGGCUCUGCAGGCCCAGGUGCAGAAGCUCCAGGGGGACCUGGAGCACCGGGGCCGCAAGAUCAGUGACCUCAAGAAGUACGCGCAGAAGCUCAAGGACAGGAUCCAGGACCUGGACGUGCAGCUCAAGGAGGCCCGGCAGGAGAAUUCAGAGUUGAAGAGCGCCGCCAAAAAACUUGGGGAGAAGCUGGCAGUGGCCAAAGACAGACUGACACUGAAGGAGGCUCAUGUAACCCAGAAAUCAGAUGAUGUGAAAACAGAGUUAGUCCCCAACAAUCAAGGCCUGGGAGAAGCCAAUGACUUGAAAGCCUUCCGUCUCCCACCUCAGCAGGACCCGAACUUUCUGCAGGAGUGUUUGUGCGAGGAAGGAGGCCAGGAAGCUCAGACCCAGGAGAAGGCUAGUGCUAAGACAGAGCCCACAAAGCAGCAGUUUGAGGAAGACCUGUGGAAAAUCAAAGCACAGACGGAAGAGGAGAAGGAGCGACUCAAAGACCAGCUGGUGAGGCGGCUGGAGGAGCUGGUCAAGAAGCACAAAGUGGAGAUCAAGUCAGUUCGCUCCUCAGUGGAGGCCGAGAGGAGGAAGCUGCAGAGGGAAGUAGAAGCCAGGUUGGAAGAGGUGACGAAGAAGUCAGAAAAUAAAAUCAAGCAGCUGGAGGAAGAGAAAGCAACCCUCAGUGCGAAGCUCCAGAACUCUCUGCUCGAAGUCUUAAGAAUGGAAGAAUUGAUCCAAAAACACCAGAUCUGCUCACGGAGAGGUGAGGAAAGGGUCCCAGAAGCUGACUGCCAGCACUGCAGAGUCUCCAAGACCCAGGAUCCAUGCUCAAAGCUGAAAAAAGCUCCCGAAAGUCUGCCCAGGGAAGAAAUCCAGGAGAAGUUGGCAAUUGAAGAAGAAAGCAGCAGCAGUGAUGAAGAAGAAGAAAGCCCCAAAGUGUCGCUCAAGGAGGGAGCUGACCCACAGCCCACAGCAUCCACAGAGGAAGAGAAGGUCCCAGAUCGACACCUUCUACAGGCAGAGUGGCAGAGCCAGAAGGACCACCUGCGUGCCCAGAUGCAUCAAGCCCUGGAGCACUGCACCAGCCACUACAGGGAGGACCUUCAGGAGCUCCAGCAUCUGUCAGCUCAGGAGCAGGAGGUGCUGCAGAGGGAGCUCCAGGAUGCUGUGCACCAGAGCCAGGCCGAGAAGGCGCAGCUUGAGGCCUCCCACCAGCGGGCCCUGCGUGUGCUGGAGAAGGCCAAGAACCAGGAGCUCAAGGCCACUGAAGAACGCUUGAAGAAGGAAUCCAGCCAGAGCCUCCAGCUCCAGCAGCAGAAACACCAGCGGCAGCUCCAGGCCCUGGAGGAAAAGGCCCAGCAAGAGCUCCAGGGAGCGCUGGAGAGGCUACAGGCUCAGCAGGCGCUGCUACUAGAGUCCCUCCGAGAAGAGCUCGCCGAGCAGCGGGCUGCCUGCUGCCAACACCAGAAGGACCUGGAGACGCUGCAAGCAGAGCGAAGGGCACUGGGCAGCUCGGGCAGGCGACAGGGCAUGGCCCCUUGUCCAGGGGACCAUGGGGACUCCCCAGGCACAGCAGAGGCCCCGGGUCCGGCGGGCUCCCCGGCGGAGGAGAAGGCGCAGCUCCAGGACGCGCUGCGGAGGCUGCGUGCAGAGCUGGAGCAGUACCAGCAGGAGGCGCUGCAGCUCCGCGAGCAGCGCAGGCUUCAGGAGGAGGAGCAGCAAGCCCAGCAGGCCAGAGAGGUGGAAACACUGCGCCAGGAACACCGGAAGGAGAUGCAGGCCCUGGCAGCGGACUUUAGCAAUGCUCAAGCCCGACUCCAGGCCCGGCUGGCCGCCCUGGAGACUGAGCGCCAGGAGGCGGCAGAGAAGCCGGGCGCAGGGGCGUCCAGGCCAGAGGACGUGCAGCUCAUCGGCCGCCUGCAGAGCCGCCUGCAGGAGAGGGAGGACUUCAUCAGGCAACUCACGGAGGAGCGGAGGUUCCACUACGCCGCAGCCUUUCCCAGUGCCAUGGCCCACCGGAAUCGGUCCUUCUCUUUCAAUCCCCACCCGGGAUACCUGAGCCCAUCCAUGAAGAAAAAGAAGCUGGAGGAAGUGCCCAGCCGAGUGGUCAGCGUGCCUAACCUGGCCUCUUAUGCCAAGAACUUUCUGAGCGGGGACCUGGGCUCCAGGAUUGGCGGACCCCCCCUCACCAAGUCGCCCAGCCUGGACCGGAGUCCGGGCUGUGGUCGCCCCUACAAGCCCCCACAGUCUUCGGAUGUGAAAACUGCCCCCAGGGCACAAGAAGGUGAAACAGGCCAGUCCAAAGAAGCACAGCAGAAGCAGGGCUCUGCACACCAGGAAUGGUUCACCAAAUACUUCUCCUUCUAAACGCGUCACUGGGAUCUGUCAGUCAUUAAGAAGAGUAGUGAAGAGCAUCUCCUUGAAAAGAUCUGAGUGAUAAGCUGAAGCUGAAUGAACUAAAACGCCAACCAAAUCACUUGCUUGUUUAUGUAUCGGAGCCCCACCCCCCCCAAAAUGUUUGUAUUAACAUCCCUUACUGUUUCAUUGUGGCACCCGUCAUUCAUAGGAAUGAGCCCUGACGUUAAGUUAAACCAAACCAGUGUCAUGAGAAAGCUCCCAUGGACAAUGUCAUUGUAUGUCAAUGUCAUUGUAUGUCCAGUGUAAGAUUUUCCAGUCGUUCCCAUCAUCUACUUACAGGUAUAUCAUUUGAUGUUAGGAUGCUUGUCAUGUCCUCUUGCAAUGUUGUUUCCGUGUCAAUGCUACCAGUUCCAAUGUAUACCUCGAACAGCAAUAGGAAGAUCAAAAGCAAAGAUCAAUAGGGCCAGGAAACCCAAUUAAGACACCAAGUCUGAGCCACUACUAUCAAGGGACCGUGACAGACCUGGGCACACGCGGGUGGAAUCAUUUGGCUUUUUAGGCCCCAGGUGCAAAUGAAAUUCAUUCGAGAGGGAAUAACAUCUACCUCAUAUGGGGCUUUGUGAAGAGGAGGCGAAAGAAAUACGUUGUUCAAACACUGCCGGGAUUUUUCUGGGGGAAAAUCAAGCUUCACCCUGUCUCAGUUUCAAGGGUGGCAGUGUUGACUUAGUCGCUCAUAACGCCUCUGACACUAUCUGUUCUUUUAAGUCAGAGAUCUCUGUGGAGCCUCCAGUCUCAGGCCUGGGUUUUGCCUCCUGGUGCCAAGACAUUCAGUAAAGUAAAGCCAGAAAGGCUCGCCCACCCUUGGGCUCACCUGCCAUCAGAUGUCCCCACCUUGCCAGUGCCGCAGGGCCACUGUGUGACUCGAAAAAUCUCAGAAUAGCUUUGAUGAGCGAAGUCUGUUCUCUAUCCUUUGGUGCUGGCCCACCAGGGGCCCAGAGUCUCUUCUAUGCACUAUCAAAAUCUUUGCUUUCUGAAUAAAACUUCAAAUUGGGCAAUAAAAA